AUGACGAUCACUCAACAGCCCAAGAUCACGUCGUUCGAGACACGGUUGUUCAUUAACGGAGAGUUCAAAGAUGCGUCCGAUGGCGGAAAGUUUGAUCUUCAUUCCCCUGCGACAGGAGAGAAAUUUGCCGAAGUCGCCGAAGCUAGCGCAGAUGAUGCAAACGCCGCCGUGGCAGCAGCGAAAGCUGCCUUCCCAGCUUGGUCCGCACUCGCCCCCGCGCGAAGAGGCUUAUACUUGAAGAAGCUGGCCGAUCUGAUCAUGGAGUCUCAUGCCGAGCUGGCUGAGCUUGAGGCCAUGUCGAUGGGUCGCCCGGUGUCUCAUUAUGUUGAGUCGUAUGCUUCCGCCCAGGCUUUGAACCACUAUGCGGAAAGCGGUUGCCAGGUGCUUGGAACUUCAAGUUUAAACAGCCCCGGAUUUGUCAACAUGACCCUACGACAACCAUACGGAGUAGUCGGUGCCAUUAUUCCAUGGAACGUGCCCGUGUACUUCCUGAUCUCCAAGGCCGCCCCGGCAUUGAUUGCAGGGAACACGGUGGUUGUGAAGAGCAGUGAGAAAGCCCCCUUGACUUCUGCCAAGGUUGCUACCUUGAUCCAAAAGGCGGGCUUUCCCCCGGGAGUGUGGAACAUUAUCUCUGGCCAUGGCCAAAUCUCGGGCAACGUCUUGUCACACCACAUGGACAUUCGCGUGAUCAGUUUUACAGGAUCAGGACGGACCGGCCGUCUCAUUCAAGAAGCAUCCGCCAAGUCCAACUUGAAGAACGUCAUUCUUGAACUGGGAGGAAAGUCUCCUGCGAUCAUCUUCCCCGAUGCCAACCUCGAAAAGGCAGUGCAGGAGACGAGACAUAGCAUCCAGUUCAACAGUGGCCAAGUUUGCGUGGCAAACUCUCGCAUCUACGUCCACGAGUCUAUCGCCCCUCAAUUCAUUGAGCAGUUCCGAAAGAGCUUCUCUCAGAUCAAGAGUGGCGACCCUCUGCUUCCAGAGACCAACCACGGCCCCCAGGCCGAUGCCAUUCAGUACAAGCAGGUGCAGUCGUACAUCGAGGAGGGCAAAAAGGUUGGCAAGAUGGUUUUGGGAUCUGAACCAUCUGAGCACACCAAGGGUUACUUCAUUCAACCAACAGUCUUUGUUGAGACUCCGGAAGACUCCAAAAUCAUGAAGGAAGAGAUCUUCGGCCCCGUGGUGAAUAUCAACACAUUCACCGAUGAGGAUGAUGUUAUCGCCAGAGCAAACGACACCGAAUAUGGCCUCUACGCCUCGGUUUAUACCAGGGAUAUCAGCCGUGCUUUGCGUGUUGCGAAAAGAUUGGAAUCCGGUAACGUGGGUGUCAACUGCACCAGCCCCACCGCUGCACCCGAUAUGCCGUUUGGUGGCUACAAGGCCAGUGGCACUGGUCGUGAAGGAUGGACUGUGAGCAUCGAGAAUUACCUGGAAGUGAAGACUGUAUUCAUCAAGAUUGAUGAUCAGUGA
Messenger RNA from Penicillium oxalicum, 1467 nucleotides. Its product is annotated as aldehyde dehydrogenase family protein. Gene Ontology annotation, molecular function: aldehyde dehydrogenase (NAD+) activity. The record is from RefSeq and is a predicted model, not a curated record. Lineage: Eukaryota; Fungi; Ascomycota; Eurotiomycetes; Eurotiales; Aspergillaceae. The transcript is spliced from 4 exons. Bases 1 to 1467 code for a protein of 488 amino acids.